AAAAAGGCAUUUUCAAGGUUAUAUUUUUUUUGUUUUGAUGGAUUAGUUCUGUUUUAUACAAAUAAUAUCCUUUUUGAAAAUUCAAUCAUGACGAUACUUAAGAUAUACAAAGAAGAUGAUCAUAAUUACAGCAAUGCCCUCUUGUCUUUGCCAUAUGGUCAUCAUAUCAUGGGAAGGAAGCUUCCUAUAACUACCGAUGACUCAAGAAUAUCCAGAAAGCACGCCCUAAUUACAGUUCACCAGAACGGAGCAAGCAUAGAGGCUAUGCAUAAGAAUCCGACAUUCAUUAAAUCAUCAUCGAGUGGAGAGCUUAUAAAAUUAUCUAAAAAGAACGAACCUCUACCUUUAAAUAACGAUGAUUCUUUUUCAUUAGUAAGCAAAAGCAAUUGGUACAGGGUGAAGCUAAUUCAACAGAAAUCAGAAGAAACAGUUCCCUUUAAAAGACGCCUAGUUGAAAAUACUACUGUUGUUUCACCUAAUAAAAGAAUUAAAAUCGAUAACGUCGAAGAGAGUUGCAACGUUGCUAGUUCUUCUACGAGUUCGUCAAAAACUGAUGAUACUGUUUUUAUCAGAGCAAAAGAUAUAAACUGUUUCGCUGCUAACGAAUUAGAUUCAAGUGAUUCGGAAUGUGCUAUUAAAAUUGAACCACAAGAUAAUAAUUCCUCAGAAAAUGUUACUUCUACAAACACUAAUCAAGUAGAAGUAGAAAAUAGUUUACCUGUCGAAAUUAAACUUGAACCUCCAGAUACCACUUCAGCUGAGACAACAUCUACGAAUCGAGAAGAAAUAGAUAAUAUUACCAAUACGAAUCAACAAGAAGUAGAAAAUAGUUUACCUGUCCAAAUUAAACUCGAACCUCCAGAUACCACUUCAGCUGAGACAACAUCCACGAAUCAAGUGGAAAUAGAUAAUAUUACCAAUACAAAUCAACUAGAAGCAGAAAAUAGUUUACCUGUCGAAGUUAAACUCGAACCUCCAGAUACCACUUCAACCGAAACAACAUCUACGAAUCAAGUGGAAAUAGAAAAUAAUCUACCAGUUAGUGUUAAACUUGAACCUUCAGAUAGUGGCUCGACUGAUGUAACUGCCACAAAUCAAGCGAAUAAUAAUUUACCAGUUACCGUGAAAGUUGAACCGCUAGAAGCUAAUUCAAAUAACCCAACGUCUUCUACCAGUGAUGCAAAUGUAGGAAGUAGUUCCGGUACUGCCAGAGUACCUCCUUGGAAAAUAGAACAUCCUGAUUGGAGGCGAGAUAGGUGCUGGUAUGGUUCAAACUGUUUCAGGAGAAACCCGAUGCACAAGGAGGAUUUCACUCAUCCGGGGGACGAUGACUACGACAGCGAUCCUAAUGAUCAUCGCCUUGUAUGCGUUUACGGACAAUAUUGUUAUAGGUUGAAUAUGCAACAUAGAAGGGAAUUCAAACAUUACGGUAAGCCGGCUAAUAGACCCGCUAUUAACUUGAUGGUAAGGCAAUUUUUUCAAGAUAAAUAUGCUACUUCAGAGUAUGAAAGCGAUUAUGAUUCUGAUGUUGAACAAUGA
Messenger RNA from Phyllotreta striolata, 1539 nucleotides. NCBI's taxonomy places the organism in Eukaryota, Metazoa, Arthropoda, Insecta, Coleoptera, Chrysomelidae. The record is from the annotation of a GenBank genome assembly.